CCGCCUGCGCAAGGGCCGGGGGACGGAGAUCGCGGUGGGACCGGCCAGUUGAAGCACUUGGCGCAGGAUCUGAAAAUGGAGUGUGAUGUCCUGGACGCGCUGGAGGCUCUGGGAUACAAAGGCCCUCUUUUGGAUGAAGAUGCCCUUAGUAAAGCGACAGAAAGUGGUCUGGCUUCUCAAGACUUCUGUGAACUUUGUGUUUGGUUAAGUUCCCAGAUACAGCCAUUGUGUAAUCUAGAAGAAAGCAUCUCCUCAACAAAUGGUAGUGAAGAUGUUGAAAGUUUACAGCUCGAGUUGAGUGGCUUUUUAAAAGAAUUGGCUUGUCCAUAUUCUACGCUCGUAUCCGGAGAAAUUAAAGACAGAUUGAAAAAGAAAGAGGAUUGUCUUAAAGUUUUAUUAUUUCUAAGCACAGAACUGCAGGCUUUGCAGAUAAUGCAGUUCAAGCAACACAAAAGUUCUCAUUUGAUAAAAAAUAAUGAAAUCCACCAAGAAAUCCAAAAGAUCUGUGAAGUCUUGAAUAUACCGAAGUCAGCAUCCUCUUCAGAUGUUCACCCCCUGCCUGUAAUAUUAAGCAAUAUAGAAUCAAAGGUUAAGGAAAAUUUAUCAAAAUUUCCAAAUACUCAAGUGGGUAAACCCCUGCUGAAAGCGGCUUUAAAUCCAGAACAAAUGGAAAAACUGGAAAAAAUCAAUGACACUCUUCUCAGUGAAUAUGAAUGCCGGCGGCGUAUGUUAAUGAAGCGUUUAGAUGUCACUGUACAAUCUUUUGAAUGGUCUGAUAGAGCAAAGGUGAGAACAGAUGACAUUGCAAGGAUUUAUCAGCCCAAACGUUACGGACUGUCUCCUAAAUCAUCUAUCUCCAUAUCCCAUCUUUUAGCUGCUCGGGAAGACUUAUCAAAGAUCAUAAGAACAAGCAGUGGAAUUUCACGUGAAAAGACUGUGUGCGCAAUUAAUAAGGUCUUGAUGGGAAGGGUACCAGACCGUGGAGGCAGACCAAGUGAAAUUGAACCACCACCUCCCGAAAUGCCUCCAUGGCAAAAGAGGCAAGAUGGUGGUGGUCGAGGAGGAGGAAGGGGGGGCUGGGGAGGAGGAGGAGGUGGCAGGGGAGGAGGUAGGGGAGGUGGCGGUGGUGGUUGGGGAGGAGGGGGAGGGGGUUGGGGGGGAGGUGGAGGUGGUGGCAGGGGAGGUGGUGGCAGUGGUGGUGGCUGGAGGGGAGGAGGGGGUGGUGGUUUCCAAGGGAGGGGUGAUUACAGAGGGCGAGGUGGAUAUGGAGAAUCAUAUGGUGGAAGGGGAGGAGGAGGAGGAUACGGAAGGUACUAGCAGAAUCAGUCCGGACUGUUUCCUGUGCACAGAAUACCCAGAAUAAAUUAUGGCUGGCUAAGCAGCAUGAGAUCUCAACUACCUUGAUUUUCCUUAUUGAUGAAUUAUUGUCAUUCACGACACCGUUGAGCCCUUUCCACAUACACACAUCCAUUUAUCACACACGGUAAGCUCAUGUCAUUGGAAAUUAUGGUUCGGGGAGAAUUCCCAUGUUGAAAUUUGCUACAAAAGAAACACUAAUUGCCUUGGCAGUCUGAAUACUGAACCCACAGAUUAUGUGCUGUUUUUCUCUGCACAAGUGAUAUCCAUGUAGAAAAUAUGUCAUGUGUGAAAUGGCUCUACUCGUUUUGAUUAUGAAGAAUUGUUAAAUAGGCCAUUUUUAUUUUUUACACUGUUUAGGUGCAUCUGCAUUUUUAAUUUAAGAUUAUCAGAUGAGACAUAUGGAUAUUGUACCUGUUCAUACUACAGUGGUUGCAUCUUACAAAAAACAGUACAGAAAUCACAGUAUGCUAAAACUGGCUUUCAAACAAUUAUGGAGAAAGUGGUGUGUGCUUGUCAUUAGAAAUUGAACUCCUUUCCCAUGUAGUCAGCAUUUCUCAGUGGGGAAGAACCGGGGAGUGUGUUUCUAGUCUUAAUAAGCAGAAUAUCAGAUCAUCAUGAAUUCUAUUAAAAUUGCUCCUGAGAUCCUGUGCUAGUCAUUAGUUUAUGUAUGUAAUUCCACCAAAAAAAAAAAAAAAAACUAGAUACAGGCAUGUCCUAUUUAUUUGACAAGUUAGGGACCAGAGGACUGUCAAAACCAGAAAUUAUUAAAAUGAAACCCUGUUCUGGAGACUAAAUUCAAACUGCUUUGCUGUGUUUUAUGACAUGGGUUUGAAUGGGCAGCAGUAAAACACCUUUUGGCUCAUCUACCAUGCUAUCUAAACCACUGCUUCUUAAAACUGGGACCCAAUCCUAUAUGGGGGGCCCUUAGCUCAAUGUUGGAAUUGCAAAAAACUUUGCAACAGUAAAAGAUUUUUUGAAAGUUGCCUAGUGGCAGUUUUAGACAUUUACAUGAAUCUCUUGUGCAGUGUUUACAUCAGAAGAUGCUUCAGCUGUACUUCAUAAAAAGGGAAAUCAGCCUGUUUAGCAAGCUUUGCAAAUGCUGAUUUGCUAGCAGUAAAGAUAUGAUUUUCUAAGUAUUUAUAUGCCUACAUACCUAGGGUCAUGUAAACAUGGGCCAAAAUGGAUCCCAAGUGGAAAAGUAUAAGAAGCCCUGAUCUAAGUCAUCACAUUUUUAAGUCUGCUGUAUUUUAAAUUGGUUUCGAUUCUUUUUAAAUCAUUUGAAUUUUGCAUCAGUUUUAUUUUAAUUAAACUGUAUUUCAAAUUGGUUGUAUUUUAAGUUGGUGUUGUUGUAAUACUGUUGUGUUUUAAGUCAGUUAUAUGUAUGUCUCCUGGUUAUAAUUGAAAAGAGUCUAAAAAGCAGACUGUCAAAAAGCGAAUCAUCGAAAAAAGGAGAAUAUUUGUAUUGAGAAUACAGGAUUUUUUUUUUACUUUAAAUGGCUGAGAAAUGUCAACUCUACUCCCCCCCCCCCCUUAAGCUUAUAUUUACAAGGAUGAGUAAUGGUUGGUUUCCAGGUGUUUUCCCCCUGAAACUCCCAUCUAAAAGAGAUAAUGGUGAGGUCAUGGAAUUUGUAGUCCAGACUAGCUGCUCAGCCCAGAUUUGCAUCAUCAUGUCUUUCUUGAAGUUGGGGUUCCACAAGCCUGCUUGGUACAGAGAUUGUGACACCGUCCACUGCUAUAUGUAACAGAAAGCACUCAACUAGAGCACUGGCUAGAUGCAAGGACAAAUUGCAACAGUUGUGAGGUACAGCCAAAGCUGUGGAUUCUCUGACACACAAGUAUGCUUGAAGAGGUCAAAAGUGCAUUUGGCCACAUUUUUUUUGGCUUAGUCAUCAAGACUGAAAAUAUAAACCCUUGCUUUGCUAUAGAAGUCAAAACACUGUGACUUCUUAUGUCAUGCCCUAGCAUCAGUUACCUACUUCUAUCAGGCCUCAUUUUCUAUUAUUCCUCACCUGGGAAAUAUAUAUAUUUUUCUUCUGUCUCAUGGAGAGAUGCAUGUACGGACACUUUUUAGUCUAGAAUUUUAAAUGUUAGAGUGACUAGAGGUCUUUAGUUAGCCAUGUUUGGAAAUAUCUCCCUAGCCAGGUAGGAAAGCAGAAAGCUUAUAUUGGCUUUUAAAUUGUUAACUUUUACAAAAACAUUCUGGGCUUUUCCAAGAUUGGAAGAUACUUGAGACAAAGUUGAUCAUGGCCAAUUGGUAUUUUGUCAACCUCUUAAGAAUGCAAUAAAUUAAUCUAUUAAUUUUUGAGCAUUUCUAUAAAUUUUGUAUGGUUUUCAACUGAAUGCUGUGUUUUGUAACACUUGAGUUUUAUUUAAAUAGUUUGUGCUAUCAGUUCAGUUUUAUGUUGGAGCAUUUUCUUUUGAAUGUUUAUAUGAAUGGAGCAAUCUAGGAAAAACUGUUUUGAUGGAUGUGUGGAGAAUAUUAUCUGUUAAAAAGUAGGUUGUUUACAUUUGUGAGCACUGAAAUAAAGUAUGGAGAAGUUGUU
Molecule: messenger RNA, 3902 nt
Organism: Anolis sagrei ordinatus
Lineage: Eukaryota; Metazoa; Chordata; Lepidosauria; Squamata; Anolidae
Gene: TSLIG3B
Product: family with sequence similarity 98 member B
Cellular component (GO): tRNA-splicing ligase complex
Source: RefSeq, a predicted model, not a curated record